Messenger RNA from Aquila chrysaetos chrysaetos, 1080 nucleotides. It is a transcript of the gene DCAF10, whose product is annotated as DDB1 and CUL4 associated factor 10. The transcript is spliced from 5 exons. The record is from RefSeq and is a predicted model, not a curated record. The coding region runs from base 49 to 1080 and encodes 343 amino acids. Gene Ontology annotation, cellular component: Cul4-RING E3 ubiquitin ligase complex. NCBI's taxonomy places the organism in Eukaryota, Metazoa, Chordata, Aves, Accipitriformes, Accipitridae.
GGCGGGCGUACGGAGGGGCGGCCCGGCGAUGGCAGCGGUAUUGGGGCGAUGAGCGGGGAGGUUUCUCAGGCGGAGGGGAUAGGCUCCGGCGGCCCGGGGAUAGGUUUACCCGCCAUUAUGGAGCCGGAGUUGGAGCUACUGUCCGCAUCUCCGCGGUCGGUACCGGGGGGAGGCCUGUUCGGGUGGCUGCGCGGGCGCAGCCUGGGCCGCAGCGCCGCCGUGGACCCGGCGCGGGAUACCUUCCGCGCCAUGACCGGGUUAUACGGUUCCAUCCAGCCCGCCGACUCCGUGUACCUCAGUACCCGCACGCACGGCGCCGUCUUCAACCUCGAGUACUCACCCGACGGGUCAGUGUUGACUGUUGCUUGUGAACAGACGGAAGUACUGCUUUUUGACCCAAUAUCUUCAAAGCACAUCAAAACUCUCUCUGAAGCUCAUGAAGACUGUGUAAAUAAUAUCAGGGGCAGGACUCAUCACACUCUUCCCCUGCUCCAGCGUGGGGUCCCUCCCAUGGGAGACAGUCCUCCACGAACUUCUCCAAUGUGGGCCUCAUCCCACCGGGCUGCAGUUCUUAACGACUGCUCCAGCAUGGUCCUCAUCCUUCAGACGCCGCUCAAGUGCAAGUCCAGCGUGGGGUACAGUUCCUCCAGACAAAAACCUCAUGAUCACAGCCCGUGGGCUCUAUCUCACACGGGGCGGACAAGCUCUGCCAGGAGGACCUGCUUCCAGACGGGGGCUUCCAAGGGGGCCCGGCGGUACACAGCCUCCAUCUUGGGCAUACCCCCUGCUACGCCGAUCACCUACCGCCGUAACAAACACCAGAUUCCCAACUCGGGGCUCACCAGCCUGUGGCUCCUCGCCACCGCCAACCCACUGGAAGCACCGGAGCACUUCCCGAAGGAUGCGCAGCACGUUCGAGACUCGUGCAGCCGCCCGGGCAAACCCACCGGCCUGGAGACGCCAAGGAAGACCUCAGUGUUCCCCGUGAAGCUGGCAGGGCCGCCCAGCCGCGGUGCCAGACUGCCGGAGACCCUCGGGAGCGAUCGCAGCCCCUCCGGGGCACGGCACCAGGCGACCUGA